AUGGCCCUGAAAAUUUCCCCGCCCCGCCCUGUUUGUCCAUGCGUCAUCCGACGACUCUGCCGCAUUGCUAAGCGCCAUUCAGUCCGUCUGUCUGUGUGUACAUCAACUCAUUCAGCACCCGCCGGCCAGUCGACCGUCCGUCCUUUGCUUCAUUUCACAGCCAGCAGGUCAGCUGAGCAGACAGACGUCUGGCUGACGUCCUGUCGCUAG
Molecule: messenger RNA, 210 nt
Organism: Protopolystoma xenopodis
Lineage: Eukaryota; Metazoa; Platyhelminthes; Monogenea; Polystomatidea; Polystomatidae
Source: the annotation of a GenBank genome assembly